Messenger RNA from Anolis carolinensis (green anole), 1027 nucleotides. It is a transcript of the gene bd27, whose product is annotated as beta-defensin-like protein 27. The record is from RefSeq and is a predicted model, not a curated record. The transcript has 3 exons. The coding region runs from base 561 to 806 and encodes 81 amino acids. Lineage: Eukaryota; Metazoa; Chordata; Lepidosauria; Squamata; Anolidae. Gene Ontology annotation, biological process: defense response to bacterium; cell chemotaxis. Gene Ontology annotation, molecular function: chemoattractant activity; CCR6 chemokine receptor binding. Gene Ontology annotation, cellular component: extracellular region.
UCCGGGCCCCCAACAGUCUUAGGGACCAUGAACUGGCGCUCCACUUAAAAAGUUUGAGGGCCCCUGAUCUAGACACUAUACUCCUAUUUAUGCAGGCCAUAAAUUGUGCUUCUCGUGCACGACAGAGGGUUGGACUGGAUGGCCCUUGGGGUCUUUUCCAAUUCUAUGUUUCUGUGAUUAUAUGUUAUUCGAAAUGCUCUUAGUGGAGGAGAAAUGAAGCUAUACGAUCAAGUCUACCUCUGCCAGAGAGGUUUUUGCUAAUUCACGUUGAGUUGAAUAACCUCCUUCCUUCAAACAGUCACCCAAGAACCGUUGAGGUUUUCCUCUCACUCCAUCUACUCUCAGGAGGGAAGGGACAACCCGGCUUUGCAAUCCUUCCUUCCUCAAAUAACAAACAUCCAGCAACUCAUUCCCUGGUCACGUUCUGCAAUCACCAGCUUGGAACGGAUGAGUGUGUCCCAGCAACCAAGGACUGUCCUUGCGCCAUUGCGUUGGAGGAGAGAAAGAUCCCAACAUCAACCACCAUACUAGACGCUUCAAAGCCAACCUGUUUUGGCAUCAUGCGGUUCCUGCCUCUUCUGCUUUCCACCCUCUUGAUCCUGAUCCUGACUUCUCCAGGGUCUGCUAAAAGACCAACCUCUGAUCUCGAAUGUCAGAAAGCAAAAGGUCUGUGUCUCCAUCAAAGGUGUCGGCGUCCCUGGCGCUCAGUGGGAACAUGCAAUAACCUGCAGCACCACUGUUGCCAAAGAGGGACACAUCUGCCUCCUAUGAUUCCUACCGCCAAUCAAGAAUACAGGAGAAAAUGAUGAUGAAGCCCAGCUGUCUGGACUCAUCUCAGGAUCCUGAUUUAGGGCAAAUAUUAAUCACACUUCAUUGAGCAUUUCCCCUUCUCAAAACAAAAAGACAGUAUCUCUUUCUUAAUACAAAAUCAAUGGAAUUUCCCUUUCAAUAAAAUCUAAUGGCAUGCUAACUGUAUAACCAAAGUGUAGGUCUUAAGUGAAAUCAUAUAAAUGGAAUUAUUCUGCUU